Molecule: messenger RNA, 4794 nt
Organism: Anisakis simplex (herring worm)
Lineage: Eukaryota; Metazoa; Nematoda; Chromadorea; Rhabditida; Anisakidae
Source: the annotation of a GenBank genome assembly
AAGCCACCACCAGGUACCCCACCAAAAAAGAGACGUAAGAACAAUCAGUUGAUACCGAGAACAGAUAUUGAGGAUAUGGCUGCCAAUAGUUACUUUUAUGGAAAAUCUUUGCCGAAAUUCGUUAGCGUCCGAACUUAUCAUCGCAUGGCGCAUCGUUUCGUGUUGACGAAGGAUAUCGAAGGACUGAAAAAAGUAGCAGCCGAUAAGGCACACUUCGACGGCAAUUCUCUUAUACGACCGUAUUCAUGUGCGAGUAAUCUAACACCACAAGCUGAAGCCGUCUUAACUGAAGAUCUUGAAUUCAUUGACAAAGUUUUCGAGCUAAGCGAUCGCUUACAGUCGAACAUAGACUUUUCUUCGGGUCGUGCUCCUCCAGAACGUGUUCUUCUCAAAACGGUGUCGACUGGUGAGCAAAAUCAGUAUAUGCUGGGACAUGCCACAGCAAAAAUUGAGAUGACGCGUGGUGGACGUGAAGGCAAUAAUGCUUUAUUGAAUCACGAUGCUGAUAAAUACUUCGCGUUGGGAACUCAAGUGAAGACUUUAAUAGAGAAGAAUGUUUCAUUCCGGACAUUGGAGUACAUUGCGAGCCAUAAGUAUUCAUCAGGCGUUGUAGGUGUUGCUCAAGUUNUCAGCGUGAUUGAUUUUCUCUUAUUGCUUGCGGUUCAUGUCGCUAAUACGGGUGUCUUACAUACGGUUUUCUGCGAAACAAGCGCUUCGAAAGUCACACCAAAAUGGGUGUUUGUGUAUGUUGGAUACUACCGUGACUUAAUAACUGUCGCAGUGCGAUUUGGCAAUAGGAAGCUGGCUGGACAUCUGAUUAAGACGUAUUCGCAAUAUUCGUUCAAUGAAUUACACAUUGAAACACUUCUCAACGAUGAUCAGCCCUUAACGAAAUUCAAACCUAUAUCGACCGUGAAGAAGGCGCAAACAAAUGACUCAAUCACACCGAUACAUACGGCAGCUAUAAAUCCGAAUGCUUCCUAUUUGGAGGAGAUUCUUUCAGUGUUUAGACAAAACUUUGAUCUUCCGGAUCGAUGCAAUUGGUAUCCAAUCCAUUAUGCGGCUGUUUGUGAAGGAAGUGGUCCGUUGAAGUUACUUCUUGAACGGAAUACACCAGUCACAUUCCUGACUAAGUACAAUGAAUUACCACUGCAUUGUGCUGCACGAGCGGGCAGAGCCGACAAUGUUAAGAUUCUGCUCGAAGCAAUCCAUAAUAAUCAGCAGCAACAAGUGGCUAAUCAGUUAGCUUCUCGACCGGAGACCGCUGAAUCUCGACAAGAAUAUGCCGAAUUGGAGCAGUAUCUUCACGGAUCUGGGAGGGGGCGGCAUUCAAACAAGCAAAAAGCGCCACGGACAGUGAAAUUGAAAGGAAAAGCCUCAAUGGUGAACGCGAAAAAUAAGAAGGGACUCAGUGCUUUACAUAUAGCUGCUGAAAGAGGACAUCAAGAAGUAGUUGAAGUGUUAUUAUCGGAUCCUGACACCAAAGUGAACCUGCAAACGUCAGCUGCAGGAGGUAGCGUAACAGCGCUAAUGAUUGCCUGCCGAAUGGGAUUUCGGAGUAUUGCGGACGUGCUAAUCGACGACGGUGGUGCGAUGGUUGAAAAGGGCGAUAAAUUCAAGCGAACGGCUUUGACACAUGCCAUUAUCUGUGGACAGAAUCAUAUUGUCGCAAUGCUGCUUAGACGUGGUGCUUCACCUUGUGAAGCCGAUAGUUCGGGUAAUACUCCAGCUCAUUAUGCGGCCGCUUAUGGAUGGUUGGACUGUCUAGAAAUGUUAGCAAAAGUGGAUGCGUCCUGUCUGGGUAAGAAUAACGAUUGGCAUCUGACGCCACUUGCUGUAGCAUAUUUGAAAGGUUUGUUGAAUCUUAUCUCAAAAUACAUAAGAGUGGUUCGUUGUAUCAUGGUAUAUCAGAAUGUAGAGAGUUGCUUCUUGUUAGGUCAUUUGGGCAUUGUCGACUGGCUUAUUGAUGGCCCAUAUUGCGGUCAGGUUAGCGUGAACUGUUGUGAUCAAAACGGUACAUCGUUGCUUUCGUCUGUUAUCGAUGGCUAUUCGGAAAUCUCGUCGAAGGAUAUCCUCAAGCAAAUAAGCUAUCUUAUCGCAAAAGGUGCCGAUUGCUCACUAAAAGAUACAGCAAUGAACAGUGCAUUGCAUGUGUUCGCAGGCAAAAUUGCAAUUCUGAAGAUCACUGGAAAUACGAGAACAGAUUUUGAUGUGCAAUCUAACGAAGCACGUCUGACAAAAGAAGAAUACUUGAGGUGUGUGGACUUACUUCUUGAAAACGGCGCACGAAUAUUCGACAGAAAUGAGCCUGGGUUGGAUGCGUUCAAUUUGGCACUGAAGGCGAAUAAUCUUCUCUUGACCGAAUAUUUGCUCGAUAAAAUGUUCAACGAAGGCCUUGAUAUGAGUGCGCUAUGCGAUGAGACCACAUCGAAUUCCGAUAAAUGCGGCAAUAUACUUCAUUCUUUGAUCAAACUCCCAUUCAGAGUUAUGAAAGAACCACAGAGAUGGGCGGGUAGAUGUGGCCCGUCCGGUGGACAGUACAACAUUAUACCGUUGCUGAAACGUUUCAUCUCGAUAGAUUCCGCCCAAAUGGUCACUUGGCUCAAUGAGAAGAACAAUAAGGGUCUUACUCCCGUCACACUCCUGUGUAAACUGUACACGGAAGUCAGCGUUAACGUUUACAUGUAUAACGCUGAACAUAAUGAACAUAAAACUUGUUAUGUUAGUUAUUCUUUGAUUGUCAUCCUUAUAACCACCAUUAUCAUUCGUGCUGUUAAUUGCGAGCAAUUUCUGUACACAAUGUGUGCAGUUCUAAGAACGCUCGUUUCUUUGGACAGCCGUGUCUUACUGCAUUCACUGGGUGAAUCAUCUGCGGAUGAGACGAAACAAGAUAAUAGUGAACUUCUGAGACAAAGGAAUAAUAAUGAUGAAACACCACUGCUGCAUACGGUUAUGCAAGGAGAUGUGGAAACGAGUUUGUAUUUAAUGCGACAGGGAGUAUAUCUCGACAACGAUAAGAUAGAACGACAGUGGAGCCUAAACACUUAUGUGCCGCUCAAGAAAUCUGUCAUGAUAUGUGCGUUGGAAAAAAGGCUCUUUGUGAUUCUUCGCGAACUGAAUUUGAGCCGUGAACAGUGGAAUUCAUGUACAGCAGAUGGCAAUAACGCUUUCCACUACGCUGCUCGAAUGCAGUCGGCAGAAUCAAUUGAAUAUUUUGAGUUUUUGAAGGGGAAAGGUGUUGAAUUGAAGCCAAAUGAUAGAGGCAUAUACCCGUUGCACAUCGCCGUCGAUGCGGUGCGAGGCCAAGGAUCUGAUGUGCUAACCGAACCUUUGGAAUGGUUCAUUCAAAAUAAAACCGGUCUCAAUUCUCAGGAUUCGAGAGGGCGUUUACCGUUGCAUUUUGCAUUCGCUGGCUCGCACGAAGAUAUCGCCGACGAAGCAUCAUCCACAAUCGAUCCCAUAGCGGUUGUUUCAAUUAUCGAACAGGCAAUGGAUAAGUCGAUGUUGGAUGUGGCGGAUAACGAUGGUAAUACGGCACUGCAUUAUGCUGCACGAUGUGGGGCGAACGUAUGUAUGGUGACGCUGCUUCGAUACGGUUGCAAUCCGAAUCAAGCCAAUAAGGCCGGCAACACACCGUUGUGUUAUGCCGUGCAAAAUAAUCAUGAAUCGUGCACACUCACGCUGAUUCAAGCCAAAAGUGACGUUGUUGUUCCGAUAACCACCCAGAAGGAACCACCCAGUCCGAUUGAUGAACCUUGGGUUUGGAUACCGAAUCGGCGAAAACCCAAAAAACCCACUCCAAAGACGAGUAUCACAAGUAUUGUGGUGCGUAACGAUUGGCAGGGAAUCAUCUACAUGAUUUUGGAUAUCCUCGGCAACAAUGAACGUACACUCGCAGAGUUGUUAACGGCUGCCUUACAGCAUCGCGCCUACAAUUUAGGGUUGGGAUUGUUGAGAAUGCUCACGAAAGCCAUUCAUGCCGAUGAAGAAAGGAGUGCUGCCAAACUGAAGACAGUGAACAGUUUGAAUAUAUUCGAAGUUUUUGUGAAGCAUAUCUCUGGUGGUACUUUGGACGGUAGCGUGAAAAAGGUUUUCGAUGAGCUUUUGUCAGCAGGUUUGAAGUGGUAUGCAGAGGAUGAGAAUGGAACAUUACGAAGUCGUGCCGUCGAGUAUUUGGCACAGCAUGGUUCUUUUGAGAUUUUGAACGCUCUCAAAGAAUGGGAUGCAAAACAUACGGAUUCUCAGAGUGCUCUCGUUCAUUUCACAUACGAUAACGACAAUCCACUUGUUGGUGUGAUUGAACAUUGGAUUCGAUUCGGUGAGCACGCAAACACUCUGAAUUCAGCUAACACUAAGCUUUCUUCUUUGCAUGGAUUCUUCGAAAUUGCAGGACCGUCAGAGGGUGCUAAAACGUGGCUACGUAUUUUCGCCGAUAAAUUUGGUGCGAACACUUUAAUGCGAUACGAACGUCCGGCUUUCGAUGGAUUAGUACCGUGGUUGGGCAAUCGUCCUGAGCCAGCCUUCACUCGUAUGACACCUCUAAUAAGGGCCAUACAAGCUAAAUGUGUCACUCUUGUAACAUUCUUAGUGCAGGAAAAGUUUUUGAAAACGAACUUGAAUCAGCCAGAUGAGAAUGGUUUAACACCACUGAUGCAUGCUUGUAUGGUGAAUGAUGAUCAGAUCGUACGCUUGUUGUUCAAUUCGAAAUGUUCAAUUAUCACGCAAUCAAAUGAUGCACCACCAGCUCAACAAACUCCUCAGCAAAACAUAUUCGACAUCAGUAAUCGGGUUUGA